This is a messenger RNA of Zerene cesonia (dogface butterfly), 2620 nucleotides long. RefSeq lists its product as uncharacterized. The record is from RefSeq and is a predicted model, not a curated record. Bases 169 to 1644 code for a protein of 491 amino acids. The transcript is spliced from 5 exons. Lineage: Eukaryota; Metazoa; Arthropoda; Insecta; Lepidoptera; Pieridae.
AGUUAUCGAGGCGGCCGCACGUCCGCACGCGACGUAAAUAAGACGCGCGUUGUGAUCUGUGAAGUGUGUGUUACUUGUGCUUUUGAAACGAUUUUCAAAUGGUUUCGUGAUAAUCAUGUUGUGGAUGUUCAGCUGUAUUUACAUAACAAAUAACGAGGAAGUCCGCGUAUGGAAAGGUAUAAAGAAGGUCCAGAUAGAGCGUCGCAGCACGCUUCUCGGACAAAACGAAAUGUGUGGAGCAGAAAUGUUAGCAAGCAUUUGCGAAAUCCGGACAUAGAUGAGGGUAAAGUUGAAAAUGAUUCACCGAAUGUUAACUACGACACAUCUGAAGUUAAAACGAGACCUAGGAGUAUCGGUGGCAUUAUAGCGGAAGAAGAUAACACGAUCGAUGAUGACUUCAAUGAGGAAGUCAGAAAGAACGUAUGGAGCGAUGUCGAUGAUGAACUUUACAUAGCCAACGUGAUCAAACAAAGAACUUCAAAUGAAGUGAAACGCGUCAAACGUGAUACUAGUUAUUCGAGUGUUAGUGAAUAUUAUAGUAAGGUUGUGAAUAGUGAUAAGUUAGAUAAAACCGACAUGUGGGAAUUGGAGCCCACGGACUUAACGGAGUGUGACUGUCUUGGGCCACCUCCUGAAUUCCUAUUGCCCCCACCGCCGAGACCGCCCUUCCUCCAGGCGGAGUAUUAUUGUGGUGACGAUCCUAUACCUGAUUUGGAGACUUGCGACUCAGAACCAAAGAUAGACGCGUACAACCACAGCGGGCCUUCGCUACAGACCUCUGCAGUGAUAGCUCUCUGCUCCAUAGUACUGGUCCUCGGGAUUUUCAUCGGCGCCAUUUUGCUUUGGAAACAUAAAAGAAAAGUAACGAACCUGCUGCCUUCAAAGUCGACGGCGCCCAGUCAAAGUUCAGGGUCGCAGAGACGAGCUCCACCACCAGCUCCCUUGUACGAGGAUCUGCAGGAUCUACCUCGACGACCACCCUUACCGCAGAGGCCAGAUAUAGAACCCCAGCUCGAGAUGGUAGAAACGAAACGACCCAACUGCCAAGGGCGUGUGUUUGUCUGCGGCACGGGCGGCUCUUGGCGGGGUGGUAACCCGUGCGGGAACACAUGCAACGCACCAGUCUACGAAGAGCUACCGCACAGAUCCGACGACUCGGUACACAGCGACGAUCAUUUCGCGGAAGACGAGCUCAGUUUAGUGGGUGACGUGCUUCCAUGCCGGACGUGCUCCAGACCGCCGCCGCAGUCCUUGCCUCAUCGACCCAGACAGCAUCGCCUGGAUCGACGGCCGAAGUCUCUAGAGAGACGACGGGCGCACAGGAUCCCACGACACGUGCACCCACCAGACCCGUCAGAGUUCCAUGAAGGCGUCCUUCUAGACGCUUUGUUACGACUGUACCCACAAGUAGGCACGGUGGGUGCAAGGCCGCCCGGUCCGAUGCCCAUGAGCGCUGGUGGAGCCUGGCCGGGGGGUGAACUGCCCGGCAUCGCCUGCUGGAGAGGCCCCAGAGCGUCCCCGAAACCGCCAAGCGGAGAUUCCUCGUUCGGUUCUGACUCAGGAUACAGCAAUAAUACAUGCGGAACGUGCGGCACCAGAGCCUCCUCUAGACAUCGCUUAUCUGCUGAAAUACCUUUAUCAUGAGGUGGAAGCCUGGACUAUAGUGGUCGCGUGCCAUAAAUCUGUUCGAAUUCAUAAGCAUUUAUUAGUUAUAUUCCUCACGGCCUAUUUCUAACAAGGGCCUCAGCCUUCUUCGAAUAUAAUAGUGAUAUGUCAUUUAAGACUAUUCCUUGUAGUGUGACAGUUUCUAUGGAUGUGUACAAAAGAGGUAUUAAUUAAAUAGGAAUCUUCCUGUGCUGUUCUCUGACUAGAUUCCUUGUUAAAAUUAUUUACUUUUUAGAUAUUUUUGUACAAACAUGUCUCCCUAAAUACGAUAGAUAUAGUUUCGUCCUUUAAGUAAUUUCGAGCUAGUCCUAAAUUUAUUGCAAUGAUUAUAAAAUUAUUAAAAUUUAAUUUUAUGUAAAGCGAAUUAAAUAACGAUUAUAUUGAUUCACGGGAUUUGUAGAUAUUGUAUAAAAGUAGAUAAUAAAUAAGUUAGAAUAGCGAGUUGAAUUUUAUAAUCAUAUCACGUUUAAAUAUGUCGCAUAAAUCACAAUUUCCUUUCGAUAACUUCCUAUCAACGUAGGUAUUUCUAUCACUGGUGCUAAAAGCAUAAUAUUUGUAAUUGUUUAAUUCUGCCGUUCCAAAAUUAUAGUUACUACAAUAUGAAUAAAGUACGUUUUUUUAUAAUCUGCACAGUAUGUAUCACGAAAAUAAACUGCUUGAUCGUAGCUUAUUUAAAUUUAUAUUGCUCUAUCAAAAGCCUGGCCGAGUUUUAAUUUUUUACGAAAAACAAUGUUAUUCUCUCCUAAAAAAUUGUAGAAAAUGUGAAAUUAUUUUAUAAUGUAUAUUAUCCAAAAUUAUUGUUCUUGUUUUCUGUUUAUAUUUAAUUUAAGCGAUAUUUAUUUUUAUAUCAUUGUUUGGAAUUGUAAAUUUUCGCAUUAUCAUUAUUGUAUGGGGCAACACUGCUCAGUUUAUCAGAAGAAUACAAUAAAUGAAAAAUAAAUACAUUUUUAAAUAA